Molecule: messenger RNA, 12711 nt
Organism: Paramisgurnus dabryanus
Lineage: Eukaryota; Metazoa; Chordata; Actinopteri; Cypriniformes; Cobitidae
Source: RefSeq, a predicted model, not a curated record
AUCUUGGCGCCUCGUGGAAAAAGAGAACAAUUUCGAUUCUGGCACACACAAAAAAAUACAGCUAUUCUGCACUGCAGUUGGGAAUUUUUGUGCUAAUGUGCACAUAAGAAGAGAAACUACGCACGGUACUACAGAGUGUCGGGGUAUCUCUCCAUAGUUUCGUCUCAGUAUCUAUUUCCGCUCGACAUAGGUGUUCUUCCUGGUUGUUGAUCUGGAUAGCAACAUAUCGUCCACGAGCGUGUUCCGAUAAAAUGCUCGCGAUGAAGCGAAACAACGCUUGAGCGUCCGAUCGCGCAACCUCUAUGCAUGCGAUCGCUUUGUGCGUUUCAAAGCGUCUCAUUUUGCUCGCCUAGGAUUCAUGCAAUGCGAUUUUCAUUUUGAUCCAGUCCAAAAUGCCCGAGUCCUGUGCUGCAGCAAACUGCAAGCAGAGUACGGACCAGUCUAACGUUUUCUUCUUCAGGUUCCCAUUGGAUACGGUUCGAUGCCAGCAAUGGGUCAGCAACAGCAGCAGACCAGAUCUGGCGACCAAAACACCCGAAUAUUUACACAAGAACUUCAUGUUAUGCUCAAAACAUUUUGACAAGUCUAUGAUAUGUCAAAAGAGCGCUGUUAAGGCUGUUCUUAAGGACAAUGCAGUUCCUACUAUAUUUGACUUUGUAACCAACCAGGACAAAGCAGAAAAUAGCAGCAGAAAAAGAACAAGAGAGAAAUCAGCAGAGGAGCCUGUUGUCACAAAGAAAUCUAAAGGUACCACAGAAAUCUUGCAACCCUCUGUGAUAGAGGCAGAAGCCCCGAAUGACCCAGGUGAGAACAGCAAAACACAAAAUCUUCCUGUACCUGAUGAAUCCGAGGAAGAGGAUCCUGCUGUGUCCAAAGUCAAGGAGACUUUGAAAGACUACUUCAAGGAGACUUUAGCCUUCACCGGUUUCAGCAUUGGCAACAAUGCAAUUCCCAACUCUGCCAAACCACUGGGAAGUGACCCAACUGGUCCGCUCCCUGUCAAUACCAUAUGUGCAGAGAAAAUUGACCGAAAAGAAGUGCUUUCACUAGGAGAGGAUGUUAUGCAUGAGGAGAUCGGCAACAGUUUGCGCCUUGCCCGAUUUUUCUCUAUACUUCUCCAAGACAAGAUAAACAUCGAGGGCAAGGACCAGAUCCCUUUGUUUAUCCGCUAUGUCACAAGUGCAGGCUACCCACAGAAGCACCUUAUGGGAUUCCUCCCAUGUGACGUCGACUCAGACAAUUUGUUUCAUUUGCUGAUAUCCGAGAUCUGCAACAAGUGGGGUCUCCGGAUGGAGCACUGCCGUGGAUUCACUUACCUGUCAUCCGGUAUUGUAUGUCAGAAGUUGAAAGAGCUCACCUGCAGGAUGUUGCGGGAUUAUCCCCAAGUAGUGUUAGCCCCCAGUGAACCCUAUGCUUUCAACAUGUGGUUGAUUCGCGCCAUGCCUAUCCUUUCCAUUCAAGAUGUUGUUGAUACUGUGGAACAGGUUGCUACUGUGAUUAGAGAGUCCGAAACUCUGGCGAGGAAACUGGAUGUCAAGAUUACGUCUUCGUACGGCCACAUCAAAGGUGAAGUGGACCGCGUCAAGGAAUCCUGCCAGAAUCAUUGGGAAUACUCCACUGAUGCUUUUCAGACGAUGCUUGAUAUCUUGGAGCCACUUUUGAACAGCAUUGCAGAGAUGUGCACCAGCUCUCUUUCGAAUGUGGAUGCAGACACUGUUGAAGUGCUCCUAAAGCUGAAAGACAGGCUGAAGAAUUUCGAUUUCAUUGUUACUCUUGUGGUCUUGAAGAACACACUGUGUUGUGUAAGCAUCCUGAACCCCAGUCUCAGGGGAUUUAUCAGUAUCAGCAGCACCUUACAAUACACCAUCUCCAACGCCUUAAAGCUUCUCAACAAAUAUAUGCAGGAGAUCGCCAUUUUUCAUAGAAAGUGGUUUUCUGAUGCAUUGGGCAGGGCCAAGAAGUUAUCUGUGCCAGUUAGUAUUCCAGCGGAGUUGGCGACCAACGGUGAAGGUGAGGAGAAACCCCAGAUUUCAUUGGAGGAUUACUAUAGGGAAUCGCUGAGCAAGAAAGUCUUGCAAUACCUUUUGGAUGAAGUCAAAAGAGUUCUAGGCAUCGAGAUGGUGAGAAUCCUCAGAUGGUUGUCGUUGGUGCCGUCAUAUAUGGCCGACCACAAUUUUAGCAUCCGCAAAGACAAAGUUGCUGAUGCUAACCUGAACAACUUGGCUCGCCCUGACUCCUUUUACGAUGAGCUUGGCUGUUGGGAGGUGAAAUGGAGACAUGCUAGCAAGCGAAGAAUCCUUCCCACCAAUGUUUUCGCUACCCUCAAGAUCCCAGAUAUAGGCUUUUAUCCAAAUAUACAGAGCCUUUUGAGAGUGCUGGGUACCAUCCCCUGCGUCACUGCAGAACCAGACGUUUACGGACAGUAUGAGAUGGUGUUGAACAGGUAUCACUCCUACAUGAAAGAAGUGCCUGUAGAUAAGAGACUAUGUAAUAUGGCCUUCGUUUAUGUCAAUCAAGAUGUUCACUUCAGCAUUGAAGAAAUGGUGGAGGCGUAUAUUACGAAACAUCCAGAAAUCCUACAGCUGUUGAAAGAGGAUGAUGUCAUGGAAGUGCAGCCAUCAGUACCAGACACCAGUGCAAAUGAUGCCUCGAAAGAAGACAUGGAAGAAUCAAGAGAGAUGACUUUAAAUAUGGAAGUUGAGAGGCAGAAACCACCAGAGUGUGCAGAAACGGAUAAAGAAGCAUUAAAAUCUGCUCUUCGGGCUGCUGUCACUGCAGCAUGUAACAGACAAGGCAAACACACUCCAGGUGAUCAAGAGGUGGAAUACGUGACAAAGUCUGAAAUGAACGAAGUCCUCAAAGUAUGUGAAAAUGUGGUCCGAGAUCGAAUUCUGGCAGAGGUCAGAUGUUCGUUCUUCUCCCUGUUCAUUGACAGAGUUGUCAAAUUUGGAGAAACUGACUACUUACCCACGUUCCUCAGAUUUGUUGACAGUUUUGAUGUCAUGCGGCUUGAGCUUUUGGGUUUUGUUGAGGUCAGCUAUGAUACCGACACUAUGUGUGAACGACUGGUUGAUGUUGUCACAAAAGAGUGGCGUCUGGAUUUGAGCUACUGCAGAGGUCAGGCUUACCUUGGCAAUGGUGAAGUGUCCUACAAGCUCAAAGCCUUUGCAUGUAAAGUACAGGAGAUGCAGCCUCUUGCUAUAUGCACGCACUUCUCAUGUUACUCUUUCAAUACUUGGUGGUCAAGGUCAGUUCCCGUAGCUGCAGUCAUCAGAGCCAUAGACACGUUAGAAGAGAUCGUGUCAUUUUUCCGCAGCGAUCCUUUCUUUGAGAAACAAUUGGAUCAAGUCUUAGCCAUAGGCCUUAGAGAGAGCUAUGAGAAAAUUCAUGAGCUUCAAGGAAACUUCUGCUCCUCUUGGCUUGAGAAGCAUGACUCUUACGAAGUCUUUGCUCAGAUUUUGGAGCCUUUGGCAAUGUGUCUAGAAAAUAUUGAUGACUGCAAACCGCAAGGAUGGACUUUAGCGGUUUCCAACCAAGCCAAAAGACUGCUUCAGUUGAUGCGGGACUUUGAUUUCAUUGUGGCAAUUGUCGCAUUAAAAAAUGCAUCGUCUUUCACCAGAGAACUCAGUGCGGCUUUGCAGAAAGACCAUUUCAGUGCUGCCUCGCAGCUGUGUCAGAUUAGUGGUAUUGUGGCCACGCUAAACCGAGUGAAGACCAACAUCAAGGUUUUUCAUCAAAACUGGUUCGAUGAAGCGUGCACCUUUGCUCAAAAUCUGGGUGUGCAGGUUAAAGUGCCUGAUAGUGUGGUUGUUCCAAGGGACAGUCUGCUGAAACCAGGUACAUACUACAAAGACACAAUGAGUGUCCCUUUGGUUGAUCACCUUAUAAACAUGGUGAAGGAUUAUUUCUCUGACGACCACAAGGAGGCUCUCAACUUUUUGUCUUUGGUUCCAUGCUCUGUUACAAUGAGCUAUGUUUUUGAAACACUCAAGUCAAAACCUCCAUUGUACAUCGGUGACCUUCCCGACCCUGACAACUUCUUCACAGAGCUCAGCUGCUGGAAAGUUAAGUGGAAGACCAAAGUGGUCAAUAUAACCAUACCAGAAACCAUUUUCCAGACUUUGCGCCUACCACUAAUGCAGUACUUUGCGAACAUCAAUACAUUGCUGAAAAUCCUGUGCGUGUUGCCGAGCACAGCUCUGGAAUAUUGUGGUGAGGUGAAGCGGCAUAAAAUGUAUCAAGACUAUUUGAACAAUACUUCUCCUAAGGACAGAUCGCCCUGUUUAGCAAUGCUUCAGGUGGGAACUGACUUUAACAGAGACCUUGACAAAAUGGUUACUCAAUGCUUAAAGGUCACACCUAAGACUCUGGAGGGUAUAUGCCUGGAUAAAGAAUCCAAAACUUUAGGAAGGGGUACUGAGAUAAAAACAGAGGAUGACAACCAUAUGGAAGAAGUUGAAAACCGGGAAACUCAUCAGGAUGACUCUAGGACACUAGUCGUGAAUUCAGAAACACAAGUGGUGAAUUCAGAUACACAAGUGGUGAAUUCAGAUACACAAGUGGUGAAUUCAGAUACACAAGUGGUGAAUUCAGAUACACAAGUGGUGAAUUCAGAGACAACAAACAAAGAAGCAGGCAUUCCUGAAGAAGCAGAAAGCAUAAACACUCAGGAUCAGUCAGAAAAUAUCUCUGAAGCGGUAGCUGUGGAACAACCUGCAAUAACCGAAGAACAGGACAGAAAUAUGGAUAAGAAUGGCCAUUCUGAUGAACCAGUGGACAACAUACCGAACUGUGAAAAAGUGUUUAAACAGGCAGUCAUGCUUGCAAGGAGAAACUGCUCGUUUAAUGACCUCAGUAAACAGGAGCAAGAUUCCAUUCUACAGGACCUUGCCUCAUGUCAUUGGGUACAGGAAGAGGGGAUGUCAUUUUCAGAAGGGGAAAUGCUGCAAUGCAUUGUAAAGUCUAUAAGAGAACAAAUCCUCAGUGAAGUUCAGGAUUCUCCUUUCUUUUCCAUCAUUACUGACAGAGCUAUCUCAGCUGGUGAGGCAAAGUUCCUUCCAGUGUUUAUUCGCUAUGUAAAUGACUGCAUUCCUAAAGUGGAGCUCAUAGGGUUUCUACCCUUUGACGAGAGCUCUGAUGUCAAUUUGCAAGCUAAGGCACUUACAUCCACUCUUGAGGCUGAUUGGGGACUUCAAAUGGGCUACUGUCGUGGACAGUCCAUCAUGUGCAUUGGUACAAAAAGCCAAAGUCUCAGAAAGAUGGCCUUGGGCUUUUUAGAGAGCUAUCCGUUAGCUGUGAACACACCCAGUGAAUCUUGUGGACUUGCCUAUUGGCUGGCUUUAAGCUUACAAAAUUCCUCUAUUACUAAGGUUCUAGAGAUAGCUGAGGAUCUGCUACAGUUUUUUGACCAGUCACCAAAGUUAGAGAAUGAACUUGCUAAGACCAUGGAUGGACUUUUAAAUACUCCACGGGAAGCCCUUGCAGAGAUCCCAGAGACUUGCUUGUCCAGAUGGAAAAAGAGAGAGGACUUCUUUGAUAUUCUGGUAGACAUGCUGGAAGGAGCCCUCAACUGCUUGGAUUCUGUUAGCUUCAAUCAAAGUGGGUCUUGGAGUAGUAGCAUGUCACAGCAUUCUCAGGCCCUGUCCACAGCAAUCAGGCACGUUGAUUUUGUCAUCCCUCUUGUGAUUUUGAAGAACGCCUGUGCUCCCUUGAGGAACUGUAGCACUGUGUUUCGCUGCGGAAACCCUGCUGACAUUGUUUGCGAGCUUGAGAAGAUUUUACCAAUAAUAGAUACUCUGGGCAAGAUGUUGGAAAAUGUGAGUGUGGUGCAUUCUACUUGGUUUGAGGAGGGAGUGGAACUUGCUGUUAAGGUCGCAGGAUUGCUGUCAUAUUCAGAAUCUGUCAGUAGUCAUGAUUCACCAGAGAAUUUCUACAUGGCAACUGUUAGCCUACCGAUUCUAAAUGGUUUGAUUGAAGAAAUGAAGUUUAACUUCUCUGAAAAUCACCUGAAAGCACUUAAGGUGUUGUGUCUGUUACCAACCUGUAACCCUCUGCCCAUCCUCCCUGAAUCCACUGAUAAACUGCACACAAUCUACCUGAGUGAUCUGCCUGAACCAGAAACAGCUGAGGAAGACAUCAACAACUGGGCCACAGUAUGGAGGGAGAAGUACCAAGAUGUUUCUCCUCCCACUUCCAUCUCAGAGACAUUGCUUCACAGUGAAGCCAAACAACUUCCAAACGUUGCAACCCUUCUUAAGCUUGUGGCUGUCUUGCCUAGCAUUAGCAUGGAGUGUGAUCUUAUGAAAACAACUCUAAAUUCAUUGAGAACUUUGCUCAGAGAUGGUAUCUUUAGCAGGGGUAGUAAGACUGAUGCAGUCAUGCUGCUUAUGCAUCGUCAAACACUGCAGAGUCUGGAAGAGGUAAUUGAGAAAUGCAUGGAGGGUGAUCUGGAGACUCAUCAGUUUCUUGUACAGGUAAAAGCAAGAAUCAAUCACUUGAGAAUGGAAAGUGAAGUGAUUGCCAUGGCUCCACAGGAGAUAACUGCAAAUAAUUCUAGUUACCCACAAGAGGAAACGGAUGCUGAAAAUGAAACGAACGCUGCUGCUCCAGAUGAAAAUGCAAUGGAAACUAAUGGGUCUACUGAGAUUCAUGAGGUGGAAGAAACACUCACAAGUACACCUGACCCACAUUCGUCUUCAACUGUCGACAGCUCUGACAAACCCACAGCUGUAACUCAUGUCAUCACUGAUGACAGCCCUCUGCUGAUCAGCACCCCUGAGCAAUCAACAGAAUCUGUCCAAGAUGCCACUAUAAAAUCCACAGCAUUAGGUCAAGAUAACACUGAUAAACUGAUUUUGACUGGCCAAGAUGUAAAUGACAGGUCCAAAAUACUUGAUCAGUGUGAAACUGGUUUGUUAGUUACAGGGUAUCAGAAUGCAGCUAAUCAGUUGAUGGUGGUAGAGCAUGACCGAACUGAGCAGUCUACAGUAGAACAGCAAAUUAGUGGUGAGUUAGUAUCAGUCGAUGAAAGUGAAGCUAUGGAAGUUGAUCAGUGUGAAAACAAUCAGUUUGUAGCAGCAGAGGAAAGUAGAACAGAGCAGUCAGCAAACUUGCAAAAUGUUCAGGAUCGGAUGAUGGCAGUUGACCACAUUGAACCUGAUUCCUCUGUAGUGGAAAGCCGAGAUGAAAGUAGUCACACAGUAACAAGGUUAGCAGAAGAUGAACAAACAGGACAGUUGGUUUUAGUGGGUCAAAGUGAAUCUGUUAAUCCAAUGCCAGUUGAUCACAGUGUAAAUGAUGAUUUGGCAUUAGAGAAUCAAAGAGAGACCAAUCAAGUGAUGGAAAUUGAAAGAAGUGAAAAUGAUCAGCCUGUAACUGCAGAUCAGGGUAGAAUUGGCCAGUCAGAAACAGGGGAACAUGGUGUAGCAGAGCAGCUCGCUGUCUGUCAAGUUGAAACUGAUCAGUCUACAGUGGAACAUCAGAAUGAAGCUUGUCAGAUAAUAACACAGUCAGGGGAUGAAAGUGGAAUUGUUCAUUUAAUAUCAGAGGCUCAAAUUGAAUCUGGUCAACUUAAAGAUUUGGAUGGCUCAGGAACCGAUCAGAAUGUAACACAUGUAGCACCUCAUGACACUACUGAUAACGUCAUUGCAAUUGAUCAAAUUGAAACUGAUCAUUCUGUAGUAGAGGGUCAAAGUGAGGCUGGUCAUACAGAAGCAGGGUUAACAAAUGAAUCUGAAACGGGUCAGUUAGUGUCAGAGGAUCAAACUGGGUCUGGUCUGGUCACAGUAGUUGGCUAUGGAAUUGAUCAGUGUGUAACAGCAGAUCAAAGUAUAACUGAUCAGUUAGUGCAAGUUGUUCAAGUUGAAGGUGAUCAUUCUCUAGUAGAGACUCAAAGUGAAGUUGGUCAGGCAGAGGCAGGGUUAGAAAAUGAGUUUGGAACUGUUCAGUGUGUAUCGGAGGAUCAAAGUGUAUCUGAUCAGGUUGUGGUAGAUGACUAUGAAAUGGAUCAAUCUUUAACAGCAGAUCAAAGUGUAGCUCAAACAUUAUUGGCAUUUGGUCAUGUUGCAACUGCUCAUUGUGUAGUUGAGAGUGAUGCUGGUCAGGCAGAAGAAGGGGUAGCAAAUGAAGUUGUAGCUGUUCAGGUGGUAUCAGAGAAUCAAAGUGUAUCUGAUCAGCCCAUGAGAGUUGAUAAUGGAGUUGAACACUGUGUAUCAGCAGAUCAAGGUGUAACUGAUCAGUUAGUGGCAGUUGGUCAAGUGGAAACUGAUCAUUUUGUAGUCGAGAGUCAAAGUGAUGCUGGUAAGAAAGAAGCAGGGUCAGCAAAUGAAGUUGUAACUGGUGAGGUUGUAUCAGGAGAUCAAAGUGGAUCUGAUCAGGUCAUGGUAGUUGACUAUGAAAUGGAUCAGUCUGUAACAGCAGAUUAUAUUGCAGCUCAUCAGUUAGUGGUACUUGCGCAAGUUGAAACCGAUCAUUCUGUUGUCGAAAGUCAAUAUGAGGCAGGUCAGAUAGAAGCAGGGGUGCCAAAAAUAGUUGGAACUGGUCAGGUGGGAUUGGAGGAUCAAAGUGUAUCUGAUCAGCCUAUAGUAGUUGACCAAAGAAUUGAUAACCGUGUGACAGCAGAUCAAGGUGAAACUGACCAGUUAGUGGCAGUUGGUCAAGUUGAGACUGAUCAUUCUGUAGUCGAGAGUCAAUGUGAGGCUGUUCAGACAGAAGCAGAGUCGGUUAAUAAAGUUCUGACUGAUCAGGUGGUAUCAGAAGAUCAAAGUGUGUCUGAUGAGGUCAUGGUAGUUGACUAUAAAAUGGAUCAGUCUCUAACAGCAGAUUAUAUUGCAGCUCAUCAGUUAUUAGCAGUUGCUCAAGUUGAAACCGAUCAUUCUCUAGUAGAAGGUCAAAGUGAUGCUGGUCAAACAGAAGCAGGGGUUGCAAAUGAAGUUGCAACUGGUAAGGUGGUAUCAGAGGAUCAAAAUUUAUCUGAUCAGUCUAUGAUAGUUGACAAUGAAAUGGAUCAGUCUGUAACAGCAGAUUAUAUUGCAGCUCAUCAGUUAUUAGCAGUUGCUCAAGUUGAAACCCAUCAUUCUCUAGUAGAAGGUCAAAGUGAUGCUGGUCAAACAGAAGCAGGGGUUGCAAAUGAAGUUGCAACAGGUAAGGUGGUAUCAGAGGAUCAAAAUGUAUCUGAUCAGUCUAUGAUGGUUGACAAUGAAAUUGAUCAGUCUGUAACAGCAGUACAUGGUGUUGCUCAUCAGUUAGUGGCAGUUGAUCAAGUUGAAACUGAUCAUUUUGUAGUAGAGGGUCAAAGUGAUGCUGGUCAAACAGAAGCAAGGGUAACAAAUGAAGUUGCAACUGGUAAGGUGGUAUCAGGGGAUCAAAAUGUAUCUGACCAGUCUAUGGUAGUUGACAAUGAAAUUGAUCAGUCUGUAACAGCAAAUCAUGGUGUUGCUCAUCAGUUAGUGGCAGUUCUUCAAGUUGAAACUGAUCAUUCUGUAGUAGAGGGUCAAAGUGAUGCUGGUCAAACAGAAACAAGGGUAGCAAAUGAAGUUGCGACUAGUGAGGUGGUUUCAGAGGAUCAAAAUGUGUCUGAACAGUCUAUGGUAGUUGACAAUGAAAUUGAUCAGUCUGUAACAGCAGAUCGCGGUGUUGCACAUCAGUUAGUGGCAGUUGCUCAAGUUGAAACUUAUAAUUCUGUAGUAGAGAGUCAAAGUGAGGUUGGUCCAACUGAAGCAGGGUUAGCAAAUGAUGUUGGAACAGGUCAAGCAGUAUCAGAAGAUCAAAAUGGAUCUGACCAUCUCAUGUUAGUUGACUCUGAAAAUUAUCAGCCUGAGAGAGCAGGUGGAAGUGGUCAUUCAGUAACAGGAGAUCAAAGUGUUCCUGAUCAGUUUGUGGUCAUUAGUCAAAUUGAAAGUGAUCAGUCUAUAGCAGAUGGUCAAAAUGAUGCUGGUGUGACUGAGACUGGAAUACCAAACGAAGCUAGAACUGGUCAGUUAAUAUUAGGGGAUCAGCUUAUGAUAGUUGACUCUGGAAAUGAUCAGUCUAUGACAGCAGAUCAAGAUGAGACUGGACAAUUGGUAACAGAUCAAAGUGUAACUGAUCAGUAUGUGACAGAAGAUCAAGUUGCAACUCCACCUACAGUUGAAGGUCAAGGUGAAGUAGAUUAUUCAUUAACAGGGUUAGUAGAUGAAGGUAGUACUAGUCAAAUACUAUCAGAAGAUCAAAGUGGGGCUGAUCAGCUUAUGGCCGAUGAACAGUCUGUAGUACAAACUCAAGAUGAAAUUAGUCUUUCUGGUACAUUAAAUCAAAGUGUACCUGACCAAUUUGUGGCACUUAGUCAAAAUGGAACUGAUCAGAUAGUACCAGGGAAUUCCGGAAGUGAAUUUGAUCAUUCCCAAGCAGAUCAGGUUGGCUCCAUCCAGUCUAAAGUAGCUGUGGAAAGAACAGAUCAGCUCAUUUUAACAGCCCCAGGCGGCUCUGACCAAGAAACUGCAGACGUACAUGCUCACUCUGAUCAGCCCACUGCAAUCAGUGUUACUGACCAUUCCAUGGCUGAUUCACCUGAGGAUAUUACUGAUCGUAUCACAGCAGCACAAUUCGAAGACACAGAUCAGUCUACAGCAAAGGCUCAGGACAGCACAGAAAAAGUAGUUUCCCUGGAUGACACAGGACCUGACAAAAAGGUUCUGACCCUUUAUGAUACUUCUGCUCGAGAGAAAUUGCUUAAUGAACUUUGUGACAUAAAGUACUUUACCAUAGUUGCUGGACUAGAGUUACAAAUUGAUGGCCAACCAUACAUCCCUGUAGGAAUACACUACCUUGACAAACAAGAUGUUCAGUGUGAAAAUAUCUUAGCAUUUAUACCCCUUUCUACAAACAUCACUUUAUUUGUGGAUACCCUGACCAUUUCCCUCUCACAGAAGUGGGGUUUAAACUUGGCAUUCUGCAGAGGUCAGAACUUGGGAAGACCAGGUGCCUCAGUCUCUCAAAUGAGACAAGCUUCUACUUUGCUUUCCCAGAGACUUCCUCUUGCCCUUGGUUUCCCAAGCCCGGUAACCCUCCAUUCUUUGCUAACUAGUUUGUCCUCUCUAAGAGAUAUAAGACACAGUUUUGAGUGCUUUGAACAGCUGUUAAGGUGGUUCUCUGAGGAUGAUCAGCGACAAGUAAGGCUAUUUGAUGCUGUUGUUCGUGUAUUCCAGGAUGAAAACAAGGCCAAUGAGCUAAAAACCAAGCUUGGCAGCAGCCAAUGGGCGAUAAACCUUGACAUUCUGGAACUUACUACAGACAUUCUAGAGGCCAUAUUUUGUUGUUUAAAUGAGAUGAAAGAAAACCAUGACACUGAGGCAAAUAUAGCAAUGGCUCAGAGCUUUCUUUCUGCCAUCCAGAGCUUUGAUUUUAUUUUGACAGUUGUGAUUAUGAGAAACAUCCUGAGCCUCACCAAAAACCUAAGCCUUCAGGGAAAUUCCUAUGAUGUGUAUCAAGCUGUAAGCAGCCUGUCUGAUGUUCUGUCCUCUCUCAGUGAAAUAAAGAACUGUAUUGACUCUCACCAUCAAUCCUGGUUUCAAGAGGCAGUUGCAUUAGCUUCUAGGCUGCAGCUCACAGUACAGCAUCCUUCACUACAACCACCCUUAAAUGUGCACUACAGAGAUGACAUCAGUAAAGGGACUGUUGAGUACUGUAUUGCAGAAAUGGAAGGGCUCUCCCAGGAUGUUCUGUCUGCUCUUCGCUGCUUGCAGGUUGUGCCUUACGUCAUGUCCAAAGUGGAGGGAUGUUGCAAGGAUGUUGAGUUUGUCAAAGUGUUCCAGAAUGACCUGCCUGACCCAAACUCCCUCGAGGAUGAGCUGCAACGGUGGAGGGAUAGAUGGCAACACUUAUUUGUGGCUCACCAGCACCUACCUGACACUGUUUUUGACACUCUCAAGACGUCUGACAUCCAGUCUUUUCCCAACAUUCAAACUAUUCUUAGGGUUUUGGCAGCUCUGCCUUGGUCCAGCAUGCAGAGUAGCUUUAGAGAGGGAAAAAUAAGUUCUGAGCUGUAUCCUUUGUAGACAACUGGCCUUAGCUGAGCCCAAAAAAGCUCUCCUAUUAGGAUGUCUCAUACUGCUGAAUGGCCCACAUCAUUCUAAACUGUAGAUCACAUCAGACUGUAGGUUUCAGUAUGCUUUUUUUACUAGAUAAAUGAAUUAGCCCUGUACACUUUAAGUAUAAUCAUGUCAUUGUUUUAUUGAUGUUUUGCUUUCUUCAUUUUACAUUUAAGUGGUAUGGAAAGAGGACUGUCAAUUGGGACCAAUGUCUUGCCAAAAAAAAAAAACAAAAUUCAAUGCCCUGGGGGGGCCUUACUGCUUUGUGCCUUUAUGCAAAAACCCAACAUAAUUCUUCAAAUCAUCAGACAUGGAAAGCCUAGAUGUUUUCAUAACAGACUUUGGAAACCUCCUAAUAUCUUCAGGAACCUUUAAAGGACUUUAAUUAUUGUAAAUCCUUUGAGUUGAUCUGAGAACCGCAUUUUAUCACACUGAAUCAUGAUGGUUAUGUUUUAUUGUCGAAGUUUCAUCCCAUAGCACAAACUAAACUGGUCUUUCUCUGUAUUAUUAUGCGUGUUACAAUGGUUAAUUUGUUUGCAGUUUUAUUUAGAUAAAUAGAUUUUUCUGUAAACAUUUCUCCCAGAAGCCCUCCUCCUGAAGGAUGUAUACAUAUAUAUUUGACUAAAAUAAACAAAAUGAUUAAAAA